AUGGCAGUCUCCACAGGAGUUAAAGUUCCUCGGAAUUUUUGCUUGUUGGAAGAACUUGAAGAAGAACAGAAAGGAGUAGGUGAUGGUACGGUUAGCUGGGGCCUUGAAGAUGAUGAAGACAUGACACUUACAAGGUGGACAGACACGAUUAUUGGGCCACCAAGGGUGGAUGCACAAAGCAUGCCAGUAUUAGCAAAAUGGCAAAAUUCCUAUAGUAUUAAAGUUGUCCUCCAAGAGCUAAGACGUCUAAUGAUGUCCAAAGAAAAUAUGAAGCUUCCACAACCACCAGAAGGACAAACGUACAACAGCUGA
Messenger RNA from Microtus ochrogaster (prairie vole), 312 nucleotides. Its product is annotated as ubiquitin-conjugating enzyme E2 variant 2-like. The transcript has 2 exons. The record is from RefSeq and is a predicted model, not a curated record. Lineage: Eukaryota; Metazoa; Chordata; Mammalia; Rodentia; Cricetidae. The coding region runs from base 1 to 312 and encodes 103 amino acids.